AUGGCGCUGAGGGCAGGACUUGUAAGGCGAUUUCUGUCUACUCCAAUCUUCGCUUCUCAAUCUAGAGCUGCUGCAACUGCUGCGUCCUUGGCUUAUGCCUCUGUUGCUGAUUCCAACAACAUCAGUGAUAAAGCUACCGCAGAACCUAACACCACUCUCUUCGUCGCUGGGCUUAACAAGAGAACCACGCCUGAAAAACUUAACGAAGCAUUCUCUCAAUUUGGUGAAGUGGUUAAUGUAAAGGUAGUAAUAGACCGUGAUUCUGGAUUCUCAAAGGGCUUUGGGUUUGUGAAUUAUGCCACUUUAGAAGACGCCGAGAAAGGGGUGAAAGGGAUGGAUGCACAGGUUCUUGAUGGAUGGGUCAUUUUUACUGAAUUUGCACGACCAAAAAGAAUUCCAGGACAGUGA
Molecule: messenger RNA, 408 nt
Organism: Prunus armeniaca (apricot)
Lineage: Eukaryota; Viridiplantae; Streptophyta; Magnoliopsida; Rosales; Rosaceae
Source: the annotation of a GenBank genome assembly